CAGAAAACCAAGCUGCCCUUGUGCAAGGGGCAUUGGGACCAGGACCCGCCCGUCCGUCUAGGGCAUUAGUCUCUGGUGGGGCUGGACCAUGGGCAACGUCAUGGAGGGCAAGUCGGUAGAGGAGCUGAGCAGCACCGAAUGCCACCAGUGGUACAAAAAGUUCAUGACGGAGUGCCCCUCUGGCCAGCUCACCCUCUACGAGUUCCGCCAGUUCUUUGGCCUCAAGAACCUGAGCCCCUCAGCCAGCCAGUAUGUGGAACAGAUGUUCGAGACAUUUGACUUCAACAAGGACGGCUACAUCGACUUCAUGGAGUAUGUGGCAGCCCUCAGCCUGGUCCUCAAGGGCAAGGUGGAACAGAAGUUACGAUGGUAUUUCAAGCUCUACGACGUCGAUGGCAACGGGUGCAUAGACAGGGACGAGCUGCUCACCAUCAUCCGGGCCAUCCGAACCAUUAAUCCCUGGAGCGACUCAUCCAUGAGUGCGGAGGAGUUCACAGACACUGUGUUUGCCAAGAUCGACAUCAACGGGGAUGGGGAGCUGUCUCUGGAGGAGUUCAUGGAAGGCGUCCAGAAGGACCAGAUGCUCCUGGACACCCUGACCCGAAGCCUGGACUUGACCCGCAUUGUGCGCAGACUCCAGAACGGUGACCAGGAGGACGCAGGCGCUGGUGACCCUGCAGCAGAGGCUGCAGGCUGAGUCUCACUCCACGGCUUCUGCAUGCCGAGGGUUGGCCCGGUGUGGUGCCUGGUGUGGUUGUUUUCUUCUUGUCUUAGCAUUACAUAGAAUCUCCUGAACUCAAAGGUUCGGCUUGUUUCUUUGGGCGCACAGUGCCAGCGGAGGGGCAGAGAGGACGGUCCCUGGUCCCUGCUCGAUGCUCCCUGUGGUACCUCCCCGUCCUGACGUCCCUCUCGUGCCCCUCACGUCUUCUCGUGGAAGUUCUGAGAGAGAGCUCCUGGAACUCUGAUGGGUGAUGGGGGAAAGUCCUUCUGUGUAUAUGUUGAC
This is a messenger RNA of Mesocricetus auratus (golden hamster), 1003 nucleotides long. It is a transcript of the gene Guca1a, whose product is annotated as guanylate cyclase activator 1A. The record is from RefSeq and is a predicted model, not a curated record. Bases 89 to 697 code for a protein of 202 amino acids. Gene Ontology annotation, cellular component: photoreceptor inner segment; cone photoreceptor outer segment. NCBI's taxonomy places the organism in Eukaryota, Metazoa, Chordata, Mammalia, Rodentia, Cricetidae. Gene Ontology annotation, molecular function: calcium sensitive guanylate cyclase activator activity; calcium ion binding. Gene Ontology annotation, biological process: positive regulation of guanylate cyclase activity; visual perception. The transcript has 4 exons.